CGCUGGGAUGGAUUGUAGAGGAACGCAUGUGUUUAUUAUUUUUGUUAAAUAAAAUUUCAACGUUAUCAUGUAUUAAACUCAUUAUGAUAUUUCACAAGAAUGUCCAAAAGUGAUUUAUUUACUAAAUGAAACUUGAAAUAUUAGUGCCAACGGUGUAUCUCGUAACAUAAACAGAAUAUGUGACUCAAAUCGAAGAAAUGGAGGAGGAAAGUGCUGUUAGUGCAAACGAAGUCCGCGAGGCAUCGCUAAUUGAGGCGGAGUCAUCGAUCACCGACAUCGUUCCCGAAAAAGAAUCUAACCUCACCUCUACUGAAAAUCAGACGGACGUCAGCUUGUGUGUUAACAAUAAAGACGAGAGUGGGGUCGUGCUAGACGGUUUCGACGACAGUAAAAAUGUGACGGUCGAGUCGAUUAUAGACAAUGACGCCUGUGAAGCGAUCGACGACGCGAGGUCGUUGGGGGAUAUGGACAGCCUGCCCGCCGGCGACGAGCUGGUGCUGGGCGCGGCCGGCAGCGACAGUGGCGUGGAGGGCUGCGGCCGCGCGCUCAGCAGCGGCGGCGGCUCGCGAUCCUGCGCCUCCAGUGUUGUCUCCUGCGGCUCCGGCUGCGGCUCCGAGAGCUCUUCGUUGGCGGGAGCACCGCUACGCACUCGCCGCCGCGUAAACGUCACCGUCAUUGAGGCUAAGAAGAGCUCGCCCGUCGGAUCGUCCACGCCCCGCCCGACUACGGCGCCGAGAGGUCCCAACCUGGCGACACGGGAGCGCGCGAGGAGUAGAGAAAAACCGACGCCGCCCGAGAAACCGCGGCCGCUCACACCGAAGCCUCGAAUGCGCCCCACUGCCGACCUUCCCAAUCUAGUCCGGGAGAGCCCCGCCUUGCGAGCUAAGCCCACAAAAACUUCCACGGCGAGGUGUCGGACGCCGAGUUCUCCGAGUGACGAAAAGAAAUGGCCGACCAACGGUCCGAGGUUGACGCCCGUCUCGGAUUCUGCGGGCGCGACCAGAGUGGCGGCGGACAAGUACGGCACGUUGCCGCGCAGGCGAAGAGACGCCGACGCGGAGAGUUCACCCAAGCACGAUAGCACACCGCCAACUUCCCGCCGACCUACUGUCGCCCGCUCCGCCUCGUCGCGUUCCACACUCAGGACGAGAGUGCGCAUCUACGCCGAGAAGAACUGCCAGACUGUGCUACUAGGAAACGAUAUUGAGUCAGCGUUAGCAGGGAUCAUUCCUAACAUUGAAAGCCGUAUCGAAGUGUCGCGCUGUCACCGCGGCGUACAGGCAAGCGCCCGCGACGCCGAGCUGUGCCGGCUGGGCGCGGCGGCGGCGGCAGCGGAGGCGAGCGCGGCGGAGGAGCGCGAGCGCAGGCAACACGCCGAGGCGCAGCUGGCGGCCGAGCGCGCCGCGCGUCUUGCUGCCAUCGCAGAGCUCGAGCGGAACUCGCAGCGCCUGCUUGAGCUCGCCGGAGCUGGUGCGGGGGCGGGUGCUGAGGGGUGCCUGCGCGCGCUGGAGGAGCAGCUGAGGUCAGCAAGCGAGCUGGCGGGCCGCCAGCGCGCGGAGAUUGACGCACUCCGGGACCACUGCAACAAACUACACGCGGAGGCGUUGAGCGGUCGCGAAGCGGCACGACUAGCAGAAGCGCGGCUGGCGGAGGCGGAGCGCGAGGCGUCCGAGAUGCAGGACUUCCUGGCCGCGGAGACCGGCGCGCUCAGCGACUCGCUGCGGGAGGCCGACGCCGAGCUCGUCCGCCUGAGCACAGACCUCGAGCGCAGGCGUGCGGAGUGCCGGCAGCUGGUGCGCAUGUGCGAGCAGCGGCGGCAGGAGGCGCUGGCGGCGGCGGCGCGCGCACGCAGCGGGGGCGGGGCCGCGCCCGCACUGGACGCGCUUGCCCGCCGCCUGCGCGCCCUCACCGACGCCGUGCUGCGCGCCUACGCAUUACCCCGUGACGCCUCGCUACCCAGUGUAUACCAUAACGACGCUUACAACAGCCACAGUGACAGCGGUGAGCAGUUAUCACCUGACGAGGAGGCGCGCGGUGGUCUGCUGGGCGCGAUAGUGCGUGCGCUGCGUGCCGCGCCCACAGCCGCGCCUAGCGCCCACACCGCACAAGCUGCACCCGCACCCCCCGCACCACACGACGACGACCGCUCGCGCAUCUCCGACGACAACGACAACUCCGCGGACCUGCUCGACUCGGAGACGGAGCCAUGUCUUGUCACUGAUCCAGAGUGCUUGGAGGAGUGGUGGUCGGGCGCGGAGGGUGCGGAGGCGGGCGAGGGGGGCGAGUACGCCGGCGUAUGGAGCGGGGAGGAGCUCUCUCCCGAGAGGGAGUCCUGCGCAGACGACAGGGAGGGUGGGGAGGGCGAGUCUGCGUCCGCGUCUGAGCGCGAGUCUCUGCGCACGUUGUCAGCGGCGAUCGCUCAGCGACAGCGGUCCGAGGCGGAGGCGCAGGAGGCGCAGGAGGCGGAGCGCGGCUCGCUGCUGGAGCGCGUGCUGUCGCUGGACGCGCGCCUCUCUGAGCUGCUGCGUGCGCUGCGACACGCCGCCGCCGCCGCCGCGCGACACGACGACACGCCCGCCGCCGCGCUCGCACACGCGCUCCGAGAGAAGAUCGACGUGACGGAGAAGAACGUGGCAGACGUGGUGGUGAAGAAGCUGGCGGAGCUGGAUGCCAGCAGACACAUGAUGGAGCAGUACCGACACAGCGUUGAAAUGCUAAAAAAGCAGCUGGCUCAGUCCGGUGAAGAGGAGGAAAUUAAUUUUAUUGAGGAGGAGUUGGCGGGUUGCGGGGAGAACGAGCGUCGUCAGCGAUACGAAGCGCUGGACGCAGCGCUAGGCGCGCUCGCCGCGGUGGACGGGUGGCCGCGUCUCGCAGCGCUGCAGCGCCGCCUCGAGCGCCUCGCCUUCGCGCUCGCAGCGCCGCCGCCGCCGCACUCCGCCUAGCUGCAGGUCACUGACCCCGCGCCCGCUCGCGCACGCAUCAGCUGACACACGCUACACGUAUCCAAAAGCGCGGGAACUUUCACAACGCGCGCGA
Papilio xuthus (Asian swallowtail) is the source of this 3036-nucleotide messenger RNA. RefSeq names its product microtubule-binding protein cornetto (gene corn). NCBI's taxonomy places the organism in Eukaryota, Metazoa, Arthropoda, Insecta, Lepidoptera, Papilionidae. The transcript has 12 exons. Bases 198 to 2942 code for a protein of 914 amino acids. The record is from RefSeq and is a predicted model, not a curated record.